GUGCAGCGUUUGGCAGACUUGUUGGAGAGAUCAUGGCAACCAUGUUUCCUGAUGGCAUACAUGCUGACGGCAGCGUGUAUCCUAUAGUUCCUGGCGGUUAUGCUGUAGUUGGUGCUGCAGCACUGUCUGGAGCAGUCACCCACACUGUAUCCACAGCGGUCAUAGUGUUUGAGCUGACCGGUCAGAUCUCCCACAUCCUGCCUGUGAUGAUCGCCGUCAUUCUGGCCAACGCCGUUGCCCAGUCGCUCCAACCAUCUCUGUACGACUCCAUCAUCCGCAUCAAAAAACUUCCUUAUCUGCCUGAGCUGGGCAUGGGACAUCACGAGAAAUAUAAUAUCCGCGUGGAGGACAUCAUGGUCAGGGACGUGCGCUUCAUCACUUUGAACUCCUGCUAUCGGGACCUGCAGGAGAUGCUGCUGACAGGUCAACUCAAAACACUGGCCCUGGUUGAAGGCAGAGACUCCAUGAUCCUGCUGGGCUCCAUAGAGCGACUACAGCUCCAGUCUCUGCUCUCGCUUCAGCUGGGACGCCAGCGGAGGCUGGAGUACCUCCACCAGCUGGCCCAGGACAACGGCACACACGAUCACCUGCCCAGCCUGACAACUGACAGCACCCCCAGCUCACCCUGCGCCCACACUCACGUCAACUCGUCAGGCAGCGCUCGCCAAGGGGUCCGCUUCCUGGUGAGCACCCAACAGAUCUCCACAGAGGAGUCUUCCUCCUUCAGCCCAGUGGCUUCCAAUAUUCAGCUUCCUCUGAAAUCUGCCUUGAAAACUGUGUCUGCCAUCAGUGACACAGAGACGCCAAAUAGUUCUCAGACGCUCUCCUGUGCGGACCAAGAAAAGGAGCUGCUGGAGAGCCCGGCUGGGCCAGCUCCCCCUGAAAAGAGGAAGCCCAAACGAGUGAGGAUCUCCAUGGCGGACUCAACUGAAGUAGACGAUUGUAUGACUCAAUCAGAGAUAGCAGAGUGGGAGGAGCAGCAGCUUGAUGAACCGGUGGAUUUCAAAAACUGCAAGAUCGAUCCUGCUCCCUUCCAGCUGGUGGAGCAAACAUCUCUGCAUAAGACUCACACCAUCUUCUCUCUGCUGGGUCUGGAUCACGCCUAUGUGACCAGCAUGGGACGUCUGGUUGGAGUGGUCUCUCUCAAAGAGCUGCGUAAGGCCAUCGAGGGCUCGGUGACAGUGACUGGAGUGAAAGUGCGCCCUCCGCUGGCCAGUUUCCGUGACAGCGGGAACAGCACAAACGUAUCUGAAGUAACUGAACUACACAAGCUGUGCAUCCGCCACAGGGGGCUCUCGUUGCCCCGGGAACCCAACCCCCCUGACGCAGAGGACCAACCAGAUCUCCAGUACAAAGAGAUCCCCGUCAACUUCUCAGACCAAACCAGUCUGCAGUUUGAAACCAGCCCCGGCGACGUCACAAAUCAGUCGUCAGAUUUGGUCCUCCAGGAGAGUCCCUCAUUCACAGAGGACCAAUCAGAGUUCACUUUUGACUGCAGCCCCUCCCACACUGAGGAAUCAGAGCUUGCCUGUGACUAUGACCCGCCCACCCACACUCCUGAGCCGGAUGAAACAGAGCAACAACAUGACCCGCCAUCUCUGAACAUGGACCAAUCAGAACUUGAGGGAGAGAGUAGCCCCGCCCACACGGAGGAUCAGUCAGAAUGAUCCGAUCCGUCCUGUCGUCUCAUGAAUGUUGAUGUUUCUUACGUUUGUAGAGGUCACACUCUCCGACAAGUCCAGCCUUGAUACCCGAGUUUCUAACGUUGUGGUGUGAGUGAGUGUUGUGUUUGUGCAGACGCCUGUUUAAAUGAUAAAUCUGGUUUUAUUCUAUAUUUCUUUACCGUCAACAGAUCCUGUGAGAAGACCAAAAUCAACAAUGCUUUUGUAGGCCUGCUCUGAUUUUACAUGACAUGAGUCGGCGUUGCUUGGAUCGGCAGACAACACGUUUGAAAGAGGGAUCCUACCAGACCUCUGUUGCCUUUACCCUCUCAGACCAAACUGUAGACUGUAAAUACAGGUGGACGAAGUGACUGCCUCCCAAAAGUGAAACCAAAUUAUCUUCAUCGCCACUGCAGGCUGGCCAUAUCCUGUUCCAUAUUAGAAUGGCCCUUAGUAGAGCGCAUACUUCCACUGAGGCCCAUUACAUUGAGACCGUUACAUUCAAUCAAGCUGCAUCAAAUUUCACAAACUCAUAGAAAUUAUUUCCCCCAAUUUUUUUUUAUUUUUUUUGAAGGAUUCACAAAUUUGUCUAUGAGAAAUAAACAAAAAUGUAUCCCACAAUGUAAAGUGAUAAAAAAGAAAAUCCUGGACCUGCCCCUUUGUCUGGAUGAGCACAAAACUUGAAUCAGUUCUGUCUCAGCAUAUUUUCCAUCCCUGAUCAAGACACUUUGGCUUCACUUUAGAGGAGGAGCUUUCACGUCGUCCAUCUUUAUAUCCAGUCUGUAAUG
This is a messenger RNA of Paralichthys olivaceus (Japanese flounder), 2449 nucleotides long. Lineage: Eukaryota; Metazoa; Chordata; Actinopteri; Pleuronectiformes; Paralichthyidae. The record is from RefSeq and is a predicted model, not a curated record.